Anneissia japonica is the source of this 1852-nucleotide messenger RNA. RefSeq names its product phospholipid scramblase 1-like. Gene Ontology annotation, cellular component: plasma membrane. The transcript has 10 exons. NCBI's taxonomy places the organism in Eukaryota, Metazoa, Echinodermata, Crinoidea, Comatulida, Comatulidae. Gene Ontology annotation, molecular function: phospholipid scramblase activity. Gene Ontology annotation, biological process: plasma membrane phospholipid scrambling. Bases 200 to 967 code for a protein of 255 amino acids. The record is from RefSeq and is a predicted model, not a curated record.
GCAGCCGUGAAAGAACAUAGCCAUGCUAGGGCUCUCGUGAGAACCAGACUUAAUAGUAGUUUAAAGUGCUGCGUCGUCUCCAAUCUUCCGUCAGGCGGGGCGUUUAGUGCCAAGAUUUAAAAAGAAACUAAAGAUAUUCAUCAGCUCUGUGGACUAUUUUUCGUUCUGCAAACAGGCCUACAAUUAUUCUUGACAUAAAAUGUCCGCUCCGAUUGUAGCACAGCCUGGUGGUCCGCCAGCUCCAGGUCUCAAGAACGCCGAGUGGAUGGCCAAACCCCAGGGAUUACCAGGGUGUCCCCCUGGCCUGGAAUACCUCACACAAUUGGACCAGGUUCUUGUGCAUCAAGUUAUUGAGUUAGCCGAAGUGCUAACCGGAUUCGAGACCAAGAAUCGCUACGCUAUAAAAAAUUCCCUUGGCCAACAAGUUUUCUUUGCAAUGGAAGAAUCUAGUUGUCUAAUGCGAAAUUGCUGUCAAGAGCAUCGUGGAUUUAUUUUGCACCUCACCGACAACUUUGGCCAGGAGGUUAUUCGCGUUAGUCGGGAAUUUAAAUGUUGUGCUGGAUGUUGCUGGUGCGCCGAUACUAAAUGCUGUGCCUAUGAGGUUGUUAUUGAGUCUCCACCUGGUACACCAGUCGGAUACAUGCGUCAGUCCCAAACAUGUUGGAAACCCUUCUACCAGUUAUUGGACGCCAACCAUAAGCCAGUGUUUGACAUUCGAGGGCCCUGUUGCCCAUGCCAAACCAUUUGCUGCACUGAAGAUGUUCGCUUUGAGAUCUUCACCGCCGAGACUCAGCAGAACGUUGGAACCAUUUCAAAACAGUGGGCGGGGUGGUUUCAGGAGGUAUGCACUAAAGCCAACAACUUCAGCGUUGAGUUUCCAAUGGAUCUUGACGUUAAGGUAAAGGCUGCCCUCAUCGGUGGAGUUUUCUUGGUGGACUUCAUGUUCUUCGAACACCCAGACAACUAAUGGAUUAUACUAUAUUCGCAAGUUGAUGAUAUUCGUGUAUUUGCUACUGUUUAUAUUACCAUAGACAAUGACGUGGUUUAAAAUUCAAUUAGGUCUCAUUUAUUAAAGGCCAGUUGUAAAUAUAUUAUGUUACAUUCUUCGUUUUAUUGUUAAUACUUUAAUGUUGUGUGAGUUUUUAACUGUCUGAUCGCUUAUGACGUCAUUUAUGGAUGGCUAAUAUGCGUAUAAGUUUAGUAAAACAAUGAACACUACUCUAUAACCCAUUUGUAAGCUAUAAUGAGGGUACGGUUUUGUCUAGAAUUAGGACCAAUGGUUUUGGCUAGUAAUAUACUUAUUUGUAUAUUCAUUAUAUAAUAAUUUUGUGAAGGGAAAUUAAGUUAUGUAAAUGGGACUCUUUUUAUAAUUUACAAUAGGCCCUAAUGACCACAUCAGAACCUUUUUUUUUUAGCCUACGAAUUGAUCAGAAAUAGAUUUGAAAAAAUACAAGAUUGUUUAGAUUUUAUUUCAAUAUAAAUCUCAAUUCCCUGUUAUCUUGUAAAUAUUGAAUGAACCUUUCUCACGUGUCAAUCAAACUUAACGACUGGCCAAUCAAAAGCAGGCCAGGAAUACGCGCUUGGCUCACAAACACACGUUUUUUCCACAAACGCACGUGUUCGCUUAAGACUGUCUUUGUUUUUAGAACCUUAGCAACAAUAUCUAAGUGGCGGUGUUAUCGGGAAAGUCCAUAUUUAAACUUCAUUGUAAAGACCUAAGUAAAACACAUUCGAUACCAAUAAUGGAAUUAUGGAAAUUAUAUUUGUUUCGCUUGUCUAUACGUGUAAUGUUAAUACUGUACUUUUGUGAUUAUUAUUAAUAUCAUCAAUAAAACAUUUGUAUUUAAACCUU